Molecule: messenger RNA, 1651 nt
Organism: Spinacia oleracea (spinach)
Lineage: Eukaryota; Viridiplantae; Streptophyta; Magnoliopsida; Caryophyllales; Amaranthaceae
Product: probable protein phosphatase 2C 10
Exons: 6
Coding region: 355-1197 (280 amino acids)
Biological process (GO): protein dephosphorylation
Molecular function (GO): protein serine/threonine phosphatase activity
Source: RefSeq, a predicted model, not a curated record
AUAAGUCGUACUUCGUUCAAGACCUACUGCUAGGCAGGCAGCUUCCCUUUAUUCAUAAAAUCUCCUUUUCUUUUUCAACCCUUUCAUUCACUUCCUUAAUUAAAUCAUUUCCCCCUUUUAAAUUAAUUUUAUUUAAUCAUUUAUUUAUACUCUGAACUCUCAAAUUUCUCUUCUCUCUCUCUCUUAAGGCGGUUACAAAGUUGGCCACACGCAGAAAAGUACAACAACCCGCCAUCGUCACCACCACCGCCGCCGCCGUUACCGCCACCACCAGCUCUUUUAUCCCGACUUUUAUUGAGUCUGAAUUAUAAAACCUCGUUGGAAUUGCUGCUGAUCAUCAAUUAUUAGAAUUCCAUGGACCGCUUAUGCUGUUUCAAUGCUUCCGAGAUAAGUGGGCAACAAAGUUCAUUCACUUCAGGAAAAGGAAGAAGCAAUCAAGGUCAAAUCACGUUUGGAUACAGUCUCGUUAAAGGAAAAGCUGACCAUUCUAUGGAGGAUUAUCAUGUUGCUAAGUUUGAAAUGAUGCAAGAACAUGAGCUUGGACUGUUCGCUAUAUUUGAUGGCCAUUUGGGAGAUGCCGUACCUUCCUACCUCCAGAAAAAUCUGUUUCGGAAUAUUUUCAAGGAGGAAGAGUUUUGGGUUGACCCGGGAAGAUCGAUUCCUAAGGCAUAUGAGAAAACUGAUGAAGAUAUUCUGUCUCAAGCUACUGAUAUUGCAAGAGGCGGUUCCACCGCUGUUACUGCUAUUCUUAUUAAUGGAAAAAGGUUAUGGGUUGCUAAUCUUGGAGAUUCCCGAGCAGUUAUCUCGAGAGGGGGUCAAGCUCUGCAGAUGACUGUUGAUCAUGAGCCUAACAUAGACAGAGCAACUAUUGAGGGCAAAGGAGGAUUUGUCUCAAAUAUGCCAGGAGAUGUUCCUAGGGUGAACGGUCAGCUAGCAGUGUCUCGUGCUUUUGGGGAUAAAAGCCUGAAGUCACAUCUCCGUUCAGACCCAGAUGUACGAGAUAUGACUAUUGACAUCAAUGCGGAACUCCUUAUUCUUGCAAGUGAUGGUCUAUGGAAGGUAAUGUCUAAUCAAGAGGCCGUGAACAUUGCAAGAAAGACAAAAGAUCCAGUAAAGGCAGCGAAACAAUUAGCAUCUGAAGCAUUGAAGAGAGAAAGCAAGGAUGACAUAUCUUGUAUCGUAGUAAGAUUCCGGUGAUAUAAACCUCUGUCACAACUCACAAGCUGUUUUAGUUAAAUCACAGGUGAUAGCUGCUAUGUUUUGCACACAGCUUUGAUUCGUGUCCAUGAAGAACGGGGGAAUAUGCUUACUUGUUUGUAAACACUGAUUUUUUGUGGAAAAAAUUUCUCUUUCCCGGGAAGGAAAAGUUCGAGAUUGAUGCAUAUAUUGUUAUUAUUCUUUUGCCAGAAUGUGUUAAUUCUGUCAUGUGUAAUUUGAUUUUUUAUAACUGGAGGAAUGCGCGCGAAUGGAUAUGUAGUGUUCUGUGUGGCUUUAAGAAUGUGGAGCAAUUUCUUUGUUACAGAUUGUAGAAGAUGAUUAUGAAGUGGAUUAUUAAUGGUGUUAUUGUCCAAUUAGGAAGACAUAUUGCAUUGUACAAAUGUAAUAGCUAUUUUGAUUUUUAUUAGAAAUAAUAAUAAUUUUUUAUGUUGAA